AUGUUCAACCUGAAGAACCGAAGCUCAGGUCUGAACCAGAGACUGAAGGAACAUGUGGAACAUCUGCAGAGGAACAUCUCAGAAUCUUCUCCACUGAAACCUGCAGCUGAAGUUCUGGAGCUCAGGGCUCAGCUGGAGGACCAGGUCAGGACCAACUUUAACUCGACCAGAACUUUAGAAGAACAUCUGGAACAACUGCACCAGGAGAGCACAGCUGAAGUGUCUGAGGUGAAGCUGGACCUGAAGGAGCUCAGCCUCAGACUCUCAGCUCAGACUGAGCGCGUGCGGUCGCUCCUGGAGACGCUGGAGGGGCGGAGCCAAGCUGCAGCAGACGAACUUCACUCUGUGUCUGAGAAAAUCACAGAGAUUCAGACUCAGACUGAAGGUGAUGUUUCUGCUCUGAAGUCUGAGCUGAGCCUCCUGCAGACCAGAGGGUCGUCCACAUCUGCUCAGACCAACCAACACCUGGAACAUCUGCAGAGCGACGCCAAGGUCCUGUCGCUGCGUCUGGAUUCUCUGGAGUCACAUCUGGGGCAGCUGCACACGGAGAACAAAGCUCAGUCUGACCAGGCCGAGUCUGUGGAGAAACAUCUGGAGCAGCUGCAGAGGGAGAACAAAGGUCUGAGGCUGGAGAAACAUCUGAAACAUCUGAGACCAAAGACCAGACCAGACCUUCCAUCACUACCUGCUCCAGACUCUCCUCAAACACCUCAGACCUGCUCCAGACUCUCCUGCUCCAGACUCUCCUCAAACACCUCAGACCUGCUCCAGACUCUCCUCAAACACCUCAGACCUGCUCCAGACUCUCCUGCUCCAGACUCUCCUCAAACACCUCAGACCUGCUCCAGACUCUCCUCAAACACCUCAGACCUGCUGCAGGCUCCAUGA
Messenger RNA from Boleophthalmus pectinirostris (great blue-spotted mudskipper), 888 nucleotides. RefSeq lists its product as uncharacterized. NCBI's taxonomy places the organism in Eukaryota, Metazoa, Chordata, Actinopteri, Gobiiformes, Gobiidae. The record is from RefSeq and is a predicted model, not a curated record. Bases 1 to 888 code for a protein of 295 amino acids. The transcript has 9 exons.